Polyodon spathula (Mississippi paddlefish) is the source of this 3566-nucleotide messenger RNA. Its product is annotated as endoplasmic reticulum membrane sensor NFE2L1-like. Lineage: Eukaryota; Metazoa; Chordata; Actinopteri; Acipenseriformes; Polyodontidae. Gene Ontology annotation, molecular function: RNA polymerase II cis-regulatory region sequence-specific DNA binding; DNA-binding transcription factor activity, RNA polymerase II-specific. Gene Ontology annotation, cellular component: nucleus. Bases 366 to 2429 code for a protein of 687 amino acids. The transcript is spliced from 4 exons. Gene Ontology annotation, biological process: regulation of transcription by RNA polymerase II. The record is from RefSeq and is a predicted model, not a curated record.
CCUCCUCACAAUGCUGUGAGAGAGGGGAUUGAAUUCGGAGAUUUCUUUUUAUUAUUUAUGGUAUCAAAGGGAAAGUAAAGCAAACAUUGAACCUUUCAAGAAUUUUUUUUUUAAGAAUAAGAUGAAAUCGUUUGUGUAGACUGCACGAGUUUGUAAAAUCUCUAUUUCAUUGCAUGUGCAGGAAGCCGGUGGCGAUAACAGUUUUCUCGUACUGCCAAGGCUUUGUCUGAUUGAGAGUUGUAAGGGGAAGCGUGCUCUUUUGUGUGAGGUCUGAGAUUGUUCUUUGUUUAAAAGAAAGAAAAAAAAGAGUGCUGCUGACAGGCAGUUUUUUUUUCUUUAACGUUAUUGCAGUUGCUCUUUUUAAAAUGCACUUCGUGAAGAAGUAUUUUACAGAAGGGCUGAUUCAGUUUGCCAUUCUACUGAGUUUAGUUGGGGUUAGGGUAGAUUUUGACUCUUACGUGAACAGAUACUUUCCACCUCUUCUAGAGAGCAGUUUGGGGCCAAGUUCAGUGUAUAUACAAACUCGGUUUCACAAUUUAAGGGACAAUUUAGAUGGAUGUAGUUUGCAGCGCAAAUGUUCCGAUUUGGACUACUAUUUCACAUCCAGAAGACUUUUGAAUGAAGUGAAAUCUCUCGGUACUCCUCGCUUCCCCAUUACUGAAGUACACGCGUGGUUGGUCCACACAGUUGCCAGAGAAUCUGACACUGACAGUUCGGUAGUCGUAGUAGUAAAUGGAGAACAAAAUACCAAUGAUAACGAAAACAGUGAAGGCGCCCAUAAUCAUCCAAGACAAGAGAGCAGCCAGCAUGAUCCUCAGCAAUCGGAUCAAGACCACGACACCGGGGCCUGGGUCAAUCCGAGUGGGAGCGAACUCACAAAAGAGGAUAUUGAAUUGAUUGAUAUACUUUGGAGACAAGAUGCAGCUGUAGGAGCGGGGAGAGAAGGCUUUGAGAACUGUUGUCUGCAAAGAGGCGAUGACCACACUGCCGAGGACCGGGGGGGAAAGGAAGAGCAGAACCAGGACUCAGAAACAAGCCAGCAGCCUAGUGAUGCAGAAGAGAGAGAGAGCUCAGCCUUUGAUAAUGAGGAUUUACCUCAUGGUAACCCUGAUUCCUUAUCACUUUUGCAGGGGGCUUCUCUGGAACCACAGAGUUUUUUGGGUGUUGAUGUGGAACAACGAUGGCAGGACUUCCUGUCUUUGUCUGAGUUACUGGGUAUAGAAACUGAAAAUGUUCAGCCUAUUCCUAAUACUACAAUAUCAGAAAUUGGCAUGGAUAUUUCUGAAGCCAUCAGUCAAAAUGUCAGUCUUCAUGAUGCUGCCCAGGCCUUCAGAACAAGCAAUGGAGUAACACGGAAUGAAGGCAGUCAGAAUCUUCUUCGACUGGAAUCUACUAAUUCAACACAUGUCGAUAUGCUGCUCAGUGUUACCAACCUGACAUCAGAACUAUUCCCCCUUGUUGAAAACUGUACCAGAAAUGCAUCUAACCAAAACCCCUUGUCUGGCUUUCUUGACGAGGCAGUGUUUGAUCAAAUUAAUUUAAUGGGUCUUGGUAUAGAAGGUAUGGACAACAUGGACACUCAAAUUUUAGAAGAACCUGACUCGGAUUCUGGACUCUCUCUAAACUGUAGUUCCAGUAGCCCUGGAUCCCCAAGCAGUUCAGAAGUGUCUUCCUCUUCGUCAUGCUGUGAUGACGAAGGAGCUGUGGGUUACAGCAGCGAUGCUGAAUCGGAUUCCUGGGAUGCUGUCGGAGGGGAUGAAGGAAACAGCACAUUGUGUCGUUCCCAAAACAGUAAGUGGUCUCCCAUGCAAACAGCAGACCACAUUUAUCAUAAUCACACAUACAAUCAGCCCCCAAGCCAAAAUGUUUUGGCCUCUCCUCUUCAGCAUUCUGGAUGUGGAAAACUUAAGAGCGUCAAGAGAAACUCCAGUGAAGAUAUAGACCUCAGCCGAGACGAAAGAAGAGCAAGGGCACUUCGAAUCCCGUUCUCGGUGAUGGAGAUUGUCAACAUGCCUGUGGAUGAGUUCUUGGAGCUUCUUUCCAAGUAUGAUCUUACAGAGGCUCAGGUAACCCUGAUCCGCGACAUUCGGCGCAGAGGAAAGAACAAGGUGGCAGCACAAAACUGCCGUAAGCGCAAGUUAGAUGUCAUCUCAAACCUGGGAAACGAUGUGGACGAGCUUCAGAUGCAGAAGGAGAAGCUGCUGAAGGAAAGGACCCAACAGAACAAGUCAAUCGGCACAAUGAAGCAAAAACUGAAUGAGCUGUACCGGGAUGUGUUCAGCCGAUUACGAGAUGAGCAUGGCAGGCCUGUCAACCCCAGCCAGUACUCUCUGCAGUGCAACAGUGACGGCAGUGUGUUAGUUGUGCCUCGCCAACUGAUGACAUUACAGCAGAAACCAGACAAAAAAACAAAGGACAAGAAGCACUGACAGUGCAGGAGUUGAACUGCUGGAGGUUCCCGCCCCCACGAUGCAGGGAGUAGCAUGUUGGCAUUCUAUGGCGGCUGACCCUCAGAAAAGACUCCUUUUGGUGACUUUUGUUUGCUCUAAUGCAUAGCUGCUGUUGUUUUUAAGGAGAAACAUCUUUAUGUUGCAAAAGUUACAUAAGGACGAAGGGGUUGUAUAUAUAAAAAAUAAAAGAAAGUUUAACCCUCCACUGAUUUCCCAACCCCAAAAAAUGAUAUAAUAUGGGGUUUGUUGCUGCAUGUUGUACAGGGUUAAAUAAUUUGGUUUUGGUUUUGUAUUCAUUGUGGAUUUUUCAUUUUUUAGAUGUUAUCGAUCUGUUUUUGGAAUUCUUAUGACUAAUAAUGGGCAUUUUCACCUUUAAGAGGAUUUCAAAGGAUGAAAACAAAUCUGCGGACAGAAUUACAAUCAUGUAAUAUAUGCCUUUGGACCCGCGACAACCUACAAAGAGUCUUUCUCUAAAUCUAUUUAGAACAGUAAAACCUGUAUAUUGAAAGGAAUCCCUUUGAUACAAGACCAAUUUUAGAUGGUCCAUUGAGUGGUCGAUAUAUGUUGGGCCGACAAUUUCUGAUAGCAUCAGUGUAAUAUAUCCAAAAAAAUGCAGUACUGUAGCCAGUUGACAUGAGAGAAAUCAUCCACAGUACACUAAUAAUUUACAGUUAUGUUGGUAAAUAUUACACGUUUGAUCUUUUUGUAUCUAAAAGACAACAGGAAUACUGUCUAUAUUCAUUGCCAUUAUCAUUGAUGCUUGGUUUAGUCUGAUGAGUGAGUGGUAUUUUUCUAUUUCUAAGUGUCCUUAGCUUUUGGGUAUAUAGGGAUUUAGCACUGGGAUCAAACUUUAGGAUCAAACAGUUGCAUUUAUGCACUAAUCUUUAAAAAAAAAAAAAAAAAAAGGCUUUUUUUCUCUGUUUUUGUUUCUUUAAAUAUAUACAGGGCCAUUCAUAAACAACGCACUGUAUCUGAAGAUAAAAAAAAAGUUCCCAGGUGCCGGCGCACAAUUGACCAAGCACUGCCCGGGCGGGGUAAGGGGUUAGGUCUGCUGGGGAGUCCUGUGGCUGGCUGGCAAUUCAGAACUAAGUAGGGUUGUAUAAUAAUUGGACAUUC